Molecule: messenger RNA, 942 nt
Organism: Thermothielavioides terrestris NRRL 8126
Lineage: Eukaryota; Fungi; Ascomycota; Sordariomycetes; Sordariales; Chaetomiaceae
Exons: 2
Coding region: 1-942 (313 amino acids)
Source: RefSeq, a predicted model, not a curated record
AUGCGGCAGUAUCCCCUGAGGGUGCUUGGGUCGGAUAACAAGAUCAGCUGGGACGGCGGCUCAAUCACCAUCUUCCCGCAAUUUUACCCCCUCCGCAUCCUUGACGACAUGUGGCGCGGAGUGACUGUUGUCUUCGCCAUCCCGUCCUUGGGAAUCGAUAGCCUGGGCUGGUGGCAAAACCUCUCUUUCCUCACCGACCUGGGGCCUGUCUAUGCUGUCUGGAUCCUGGAGUCGUGCCGCCCGGCCAGCCGCUGGACGCUGGCGUGCCUUGCAACCACCGCGACCUUCGCAGCGCAGUUCAUUGGGAUCGGGACCGUGGGGCCCAUCUUUUACUUUCUGUGCUUUGUCUUGGGGCCCCGGGCGAGAGACCUUGCGCAUCGUCCAAACCGGCAACUAGACCCCUCCAAGUUCGCUCUUCUGCUGCCUCUGAUCUUGAGUCUCCAUACCCUCGAGAUCUUCGGCGCCUACUUCUCUCCGGAUCCGAUCACGCGGCACUACUGGGUGUGGGCAUGGCAAAUGUCCCCUCUCUGGAUCGGGGUCGCCAACUUCCUCAGCGCCCGCGCGAUCGGCAGCUGGUUCCGCAACAGCCGCCUCGCCUCGCCGGCCCUGCUCCUCCAAGUUCUCUGCAUCAUCUCGGCUGUCGUCUGGCUCUCGACUUUGCUGUUCUCUCCUUACCCGCUUGCGGAUAUCUUCCUGCCGACCCGCGCGAGGCAGACUGACGAUUUCAUGCACAUACGGAGGGCCUUUCAGUUCGACCAAGUUUCGUCCUUUACAGCAUCCUUCUUGUGGCUGGCCUACCUCUUGCUGGAUAUGUACUCGGCCGGGUUGGUCGGGCUUAGCGGCUUCUGGCCCAUUGCUGUCUUGCCGAUUGUUCUGGUUUCCUUUGGUCCUGGAGUCGCCUUUGCACUUUGCUGGUCCUGGAGGGAAGCCAUGUUCGCCUAG